Molecule: messenger RNA, 1026 nt
Organism: Hippopotamus amphibius kiboko
Lineage: Eukaryota; Metazoa; Chordata; Mammalia; Artiodactyla; Hippopotamidae
Gene: C3H1orf115
Product: chromosome 3 C1orf115 homolog
Source: RefSeq, a predicted model, not a curated record
AUGCUGGCGGCUGAGACAGACCACCCGAAGGCCACGUCCCGGCGGAGCCGCCGCCAUCCCGGGCCCAACGCCAGGGGGCGCUGCGAUCCCAAGUUCCCACCGCCCUCCUGCCCCGUCCGGGCUGGGCUGGGCCGGGUCGGACUGGGCAGGGGCGGGCCGCGGGGUGGAGGCGCAGGCGGGGAGCAAAGGUUGGUGUCUUCGCGCACAGACCUCAGCCGGAGGGCCCGCGGCAUCAUGACGGUGGGAGCCAGGCUCCGAAGCAAGGCGGCGAGCAGCCUCCCGCGCUGCAGGCCCCUCGCCCGGGGCUUGGGGCGGACGGAGGGGGACGAGGAGGCGGCAGCUAUCCUGGAACACCUGGAGAGCGGGGCCGAGGCGGCGGAGAGCGGGGCGAGCGCGCGGCGGCCGGCGGCCCGGGGCGCGCGGAGGGUGCACCUCGCGGUCCUCCCCGAGCGCUACGAGCCUCUGGAGGAGCCGGCGCCCGGAGAGAAGCCCAAGAAGAGGUACCGGCGGAAGCUGAAGAAGUACGGCAAGAACGUUGGGAAGGUUAUCACCAAAGGAUGCCGCUACCUCGUGAUUGGCCUGCAGGGAUUUGCAGCCGCCUACUCUGCCCCAUUCGGAGUGGCCACCAGCGUGGUGUCGUUUGUCCGCUAGUGGGAGCUGCCUGGGCAGACGCCACGGGAAUGCUUGGAAGCCUCUGUUCUGGGAACAGCGAGAAUCUAGGGGCAUCUCAGACUUGCAUACACAAAAUACUCGGAAGAAAAAAAAAAUGUCUUGUUUGAAUUGGAUGAGUGUUUCGGAUGAGUCAUCCUCAUCCAUCUGCUGACUUUCCAUGUCUCUCGGACACAGGUGACCCUGGUGGACGAUCCCACAGAGAAUUAGGCUGAGGUCAGGUUUGGGACCAGAAUUAGUUUGCUAAAAGUGGAGCUGCCCAUGAAGGGUGCAAGGGGUAACACGGAGACAAACACCUGACAGAAGCCAGCACUCUGGGUGGGUAGCAGAAUGGUGAUUAGGGAGGGGGGCGGGGGG